CGCAAUUAAAAAGCGGACGGCUUCGUCGGAAGCUGCGCGACGAUGAUCGUCCUGCUUCUCUGCUGCUGUGUGGCGGGCCUGCUGCUGCAAGCUCCGGACAACGUCGAGGCCCAAUUCGUACGCUCGCGACUGUUCUGCCCGGCGCAAUGCACGUGUCUCGUCGAGGACACGGUGCGCUGCGUCUUCCAAAGGCUCGCGAUCGUACCCAGCGUACCGGCCGAUACUUCUGUACUCGACUUGCGCUUCAACAACCUCACGGUAUUGCGCUCGAGCGACUUUUCUCACUUGAAGCAUCUUCACACGCUCCUGCUGAACGACAAUCAGAUCGAGCACUUGCCGGCCCACGUGUUCAGCGGCGCUACUAAUCUGCGCUUCCUCUACCUCUACAACAAUCGUCUGCGCAGCCUAGAUCCGCGAGCUUUUUCCAAUCUGCUGCAGCUCGAGCAGCUGUACCUUCAAUCGAACGGUCUGAAGAUAAUCGAGCCCGCGACUUUCGGCGAUCUGUCGCAGCUCCGGACGCUCUUUCUUCAAGAUAACAAGAUCGAGCGAAUAGCCGCGACGGCCUUCCGCAACGUCGCGUCGAUCGCGAGACUCCGUCUCGAGGGCAAUGCACUCGUCUGCGAUUGCGAGCUGCUCUGGCUGCUCGAGAAAGCCAAGGACGGCUCGGAGGUGAGCGCCGAGUGCCAGGAGCCACGGCAUCUGCGAGGCAGAAAACUCAGCGAUGCGACACCGGCUGACUUCCAAUGCAAAAAGCGGCCCGUUAUCAUGGAAGAGCCCGAGGACGUCCAAGUGACGCCAGGUGAUAGGGCGGUGUUUCGCUGCCGCGCCGUGGGCGAUCCGCAGCCUCGAGUAAAGUGGAUGCGAGACUCGAACGAGUUGGCCAUCGAUGGCUACCGCUACAAUCAACAGGCCGACGGCUCCCUCGUCGUCAGCGAGGUCGACGAGAGCGACUCCGGUCACUACUACGAGUGCCUGGCUUCCAACGACAUGGGUCAGGCUCGCUCGCGCAGAGCUCGAGCGCUUGUCGUUAAUGUCGCGCUACCGACUCCUAGGAUCGUCGAAGCGCCGGCCUCGCAGACGGUGCUCAUUGGUAGCGACGCGCAGCUAGUCUGCCGAGUGGACGGCCCAUCAGCGAGGACACUCGUCGAGUGGUUCUUCAGCAACGGUACUCGCGUGCAGGCGAGCUCCCGCAUCCGUUUGGAAAAUAACGGCAGCGUCUUGAAGAUCCUCGGUGUCCAGGCAACGGACGCGGCGCGUUUCGUUUGUCGAGCCAGAAACGGUCACGGCCUGGCGGAGACGAGCGCCGAUCUGCGCGUCGUCGAUUCCUCCCUGAAUAGCUCGGAACCUCCGAGUCCCCCCGUGCUGCUGGUAGAACCUCAGGACAUGGAAGUCGAGCUUGGCUCCAUGAUAGAGUUGGCUUGCAGAGCCACCGGUAAACCGCAGCCCACCAUAACUUGGAGACGAGAUGGCACGAUCGUCCAGGGCAACGGAGUCAGGCUCUCGAAGCACGGCAGCUUGUACUUGUACAACGUCACUGGCAGGGAUUCUGGCAGAUACGAAUGCUCAGCGGCAAACGACGAGGGUCGUGCCAGCGCCACAGCUCUACUGCGAGUCCGUCAGCCAGCGGUCGUGAGCGAGGGUCUCGUGUUUCGAGCGUUCGUCGAGGCCCAGCACGAGAUCGACCGCGCCGUCAACAACACGUUACGCGAGCUUUUCGAGCCGAGCAGUAGUAGCGCGUCUUCUGGUCGCAGCAAUCCCUUUCGAUUAUCGAGGUUCCCGGACGUCGUGGCGAGAAAAGCCGCGAGACCCGCGGAGUUGUUCGAGCGUGCCCUGACGCACAUCCGACGCAUGGUCGACUCGGGUGCUCGAGCCAAUGCGACCGACGACUUCCACUACCAGGAACUUCUGAGCCCUCGACAGCUCGUUCAACUCGAGAGAUUGUCCGGCUGCACAGCCCAUCGGCGCGCGGAUAAGUGCUCCAACGUUUGCUUCCACAAUCGCUACCGAUCUUUCGACGGUCGCUGCAACAACCUGGAGAAUCCGACCUGGGGCGCCUCCUACACGGGCUUCCGUCGACUCCUCAAGCCCGUCUACGAGAACGGCUUCUCGCAACCGGUCGGAUGGGACAGCGAUCGGCUGUACCACGGAUUCCCGAAACCGGCGGCCAGACUGGUGUCCACCGAGCUGAUCUCCACCGAGCCAACGACGGAGGACGCGCAGAUCACGCACAUGGUCAUGCAGUGGGGCCAGUGGCUCGAUCACGAUCUGGAUCACGCGCUGCCCGCCGUCUCGAGCGAGUCCUGGGGCGGCAUCGACUGCAAAAAGACCUGCGAUAACGCUGCGCCUUGCUUUCCCAUGCAGGUACCGCCGAACGAUCCAAGAAUAAAGAACAGGAGGUGCAUCGAUUUCUUCAGAACCAGCGCCGUCUGCGGUUCCGGAAUGACGAGUAUACUCUGGGGCAAGCUAACUCCGCGCGAACAGCUGAACCAGCUGACGAGCUAUCUGGACGCGUCGCAGGUCUACGGCUACGACGAUGAGACAGCCCGCGAGCUGCGCGACUUCGGCAGCAAUCUGGGCCUGCUGCGCGAGGGCCCGAGCUUCCGCAACGCCAAGCCUAUGCUGCCCUACGCCAACGGCCAAUUCAUCGACUGCCGGCGCAAUCUCAGCGAGAGCAACGUCAACUGCUUCCUAGCCGGUGAUUUUCGCGUGAACGAGCAGGUGGGCUUGACCGCCAUGCACACCGUCUGGAUGAGGGAGCACAACAGACUAGCGAGAGCCUUGAAACUGAUGAAUCCUCAGUGGAACGGAGAGAAGCUUUAUCAGGAGGCUAGGAAAAUAGUCGCUGCACAGAUGCAAGUGAUCACGUACCGCGACUGGAUCCCGCUGAUUCUCGGAUCCGACACGGACGAGCUUUUCGGCGAGUACCGCAGCUACAAGGCCGACGUCGACGCCAGCAUAUCGAACGUGUUCGCCACCGCGGCUCUGCGCUUCGGUCACUCUCUGAUCCAGCCGAAAUUCGAGCGACUCGCCCCAGAGCUCGAGUCGAUUCCCGAGGGGCCGCUGCAUCUGCGUGACGCCUUCUUCGCGCCGUGGCGCCUCGUCGACGAGGGCGGCACCGAUCCGCUGCUCCGGGGCAUGUUUGCCACGCCGGCCAAGCUCAAGAAGCCCACGGAAAAUCUCAACUCCGAGCUCACCGAGCAGCUCUUCAGGAUUGCCCAUGCCGUAGCUCUGGAUCUCGCGGCCAUGAAUAUUCAGCGUGGCCGAGAUCACGCGAUACCGUUUUACCUCGACUGGAGGGCCUACUGCAACAUGAGCCGCGUCGAGACGUUCGACGAUCUGGCCGGAGAGAUAAGCAGCGCCGAGGUGCGAGAAAAAUUACGCCGACUCUACGGGGACCCGAGAAACAUCGACGUCUGGGUCGGAGGUAUUCUCGAGGAUCAGUUGCCCGAUGCCAAAGUCGGGCCCCUGUUCAAGUGUCUGCUGGCCGAGCAGUUCCAACGGACCAGAGACGGCGAUAGAUUCUGGUACGAGAAUCCCGGAGUUUUUUCGACCGGUCAGCUCGAGCAGAUACGAAAGAGCAGUUUGGCCCGAGUACUUUGCGACAACGGCGACAACAUCACCAGAAUUCAGAGGAACGUCUUCCUGCUGCCCGGUGGAAGAGACAACGACUUCCGCUCGUGCGACGAGAUACCCUCGAUCGACCUGAAGCUCUGGUACGAAUGCUGCGAGGAGUGCGCCGAGCAAGUGGAAACGAACGACGUCGCGAUCACGAGAUCCAGGCGAGCCACCGAUAAGUAUCUCGCGCACAACAAUUACGACGAUUCGGAGCUUAAAAGCUCAGAUAGAGAGUCGGCACGAAUCGAGGAGAUGUUGAUCGACGCUAAUCAAGAGUACAAGAAGAUCAACAAAGUUUUGCUCGAGUUGAGAGGGAGAAUCAACGAGAUGGAGCAGUUGUUGGAGCAAGUCAGAAGCAAAGAGAGAACGAUUUUCAACUGAUGCGAGCCAACAGCGUACGAUUGUUCUUCGAAGUAAAAGUUUACGCAGCGACUCGCGACUUAUCGCAUUUCAUUGUGUGUACGGUUUUUUGUAUGUUUAAUUGUGUGACUCUUAACCCAAGAAAGCGAUUCUCUGCGUUCGUUUUCAAUCGUAUGGACUUUUCUAUUUUUAACGAUUUUAAUAGUUUUUAAACGAUUGAAAAUGCAUGCAAAAAAUCGCCCUUUUGCUCAUUAUUGGGUCAACUACUUUUCUAUAUUGUAAGCCAUAUCCCAAAAAUAUCGUGAUUCUUUUUUAUAUUAUGCCACUAUUGUUGAUUAUAAAUAUUUAUUUCUCAAUUGGAGCAUUCAUUGUACAAGGUGCUCUCGCGGCCUCGACUCAAUAAGUCUUACUUUGUAACAAUGCAUUCUAUUAGCUAUGUAAAUGAGAUUCGCUAUUCAGAGCGUGUGUUGCUUUUGAACAGACAGUACAAACGAAAAAAUAAAUACAAUCAAGUGCCAUGACAGAUGCUCACUAAACACAAAA
Molecule: messenger RNA, 4518 nt
Organism: Trichogramma pretiosum
Lineage: Eukaryota; Metazoa; Arthropoda; Insecta; Hymenoptera; Trichogrammatidae
Gene: Pxn
Product: peroxidasin homolog
Exons: 7
Coding region: 43-3996 (1317 amino acids)
Biological process (GO): response to oxidative stress
Molecular function (GO): peroxidase activity; protein binding; heme binding
Source: RefSeq, a predicted model, not a curated record